Messenger RNA from Zophobas morio, 1577 nucleotides. RefSeq names its product sorting nexin-33-like. Bases 82 to 1569 code for a protein of 495 amino acids. Gene Ontology annotation, cellular component: cytoplasmic vesicle; plasma membrane. The transcript has 8 exons. NCBI's taxonomy places the organism in Eukaryota, Metazoa, Arthropoda, Insecta, Coleoptera, Tenebrionidae. The record is from RefSeq and is a predicted model, not a curated record. Gene Ontology annotation, biological process: endosomal transport; endocytosis; plasma membrane tubulation. Gene Ontology annotation, molecular function: protein binding; phosphatidylinositol binding.
UAGUUUGGGGUAAGCACGAAAUACUCAAAAGUAAGAGUAUAGUAGGUUUUCAUUUAUGAAUAUAUAUUUCUAAGUCUUACUAUGGAGGAACAAGACGAUUGUGUGAUUGCUUUAUAUGAUUUUACACCAGAAAACGACAAUGAGUUACAGUUUCGUGAAAACGAUGUUAUCAAAAUCAUAUCAUAUGGUAUUGGUGAUGGUUGGUGUGAAGGCGAGUUAAAUGGAAAAAGCGGAUAUUUUCCUAGCAAUUAUGUUACUUUUAAAAAAACGAAAGUUGAAUUAGAUUCCGACUUUGAAGAGGAAACUUCAUCUUUUGAGGGAGAAACUUCUUCGAGAAGGCCCUCUAUGGCGGUGCUUUCUGCUCCAGUUUUAGUUCAGAGGCGCCCACUUAGCUACACCGCUUUAAAUUUGCUUGGAAAAAGCAUUUAUCGCUAUUCGAACUUCGUCAAAUCUGGUGCUGAAGAUUUCGUUUUAGGCGUUCCUUUAGAAGUUGAGACUGAUCAAAAGAUCUUCUGCCAAGAAGGCCCUUUUGGCGUCGAAUGGCAGCCUCUUCCACAUCCUUAUAAAGUUUCAGUAGAAAUUCUACACGAAAAAAAUAAAAAUGCAAAGAAAGCUGUAAGCUAUCUUUUUAAGUCCACUAAGUGUACUGUGGAAAGACGUUAUCAUGAUCUUGAAUGGCUUCAAGAUCAACUUUUACGGCGGUGCCGACUUAUUACCAUACCUGAUCUCCCUGAAAAAAUAAAAACUCAGCAGGGAGCACGUGUUUUGGAAAGCUGGAUCAAUAAGAUUUCCACGCAUCCGGUGUUUGGCAAUUCCGCUCCCUUCGAGAUUUUUAUGCAAUGUUCAAGUGAUAAGAAGGAGUGGAAAGGCGGCAAAAAAAGUGUCGAACGCUCGCCUUUAGUUGGUGCUGCUCUUCUCUCUACGAUUGUUCCUGCGAAACCUAAAGAUUCGCCAGUUUCGGACAUCCGCAGAUUCGAGUCUUUUUGCCACAAACAAAGGCAGAGUUUUUCGAAGCUUAGUUCCCACUGCGACGCCAUCUCCAGCGCCAUGGUGAAGACCCACUACUCCCGUUUUUCAUCUAUAUGUAUGGAACUUUCUAAGGGAAAUGAAGUCGCCAUGGUCUGCUGCUGGCGAGAAACUUGUGAUUUAGACAAACAAUUAACCAAAGCAAUUUUGGUAGCCAGUCAGACCUUUGAGUGGAUUGGGAAAAAAUGGGCAGAGGCGGUCGCGUGGCAGACUCUGACUUUUGAAGACUAUUCGCGCGAGCACAACUCCAUUAUUAUAAAAAGCGAGUCCACGUGUAACGUUCAAGGGGAGUGUCUCUCCCGGACUUGCGAAGUAGCUAAGUUAGUCGCCCAGAAAAAGACCGAUCAGGCACUGUUGGAUGCCGUCUUGAAAAAAUGCGAAGUCAUAUCGGCAUUAACGGAAGCAGAAAUGAAUAACUUUCACUCUUUUAGGAGGCACGACAUCAAAAAGGUCCUAGAAGAUAUAGUUUUAAAAGAAAUUGAAACCCACCAAGCGAUAAUUGAAAAACUGCAAAUGGUCAAGAGCGCAAUUGAGAGCGCUUAAUUCUUGUC